UGCGUGUCUGUAUGUGUGCGUGCGUGCGCUGCUCCAACACCUCAAAUACUUCAUGUUGAGUCCGGAGUAUGCGAGUGACGUGUCAUGGCAGCUUUCCAUGAAGAAGUUUAGAUUGCUCAUUAUUUCUCUGAGUUUUUGUUUUGUUGGUUUUUCAUUGUGAGUGUAAAACCCAGGAUGUCCUCUUGUGACCCUUUCCUUAAUAGUCGCGGCCAGCGUUUAUAGAAAACACCUCAUCAUUGUGUCUGGGGUUUGAUUUAUUUGCGACACCAGCGGUCUGAAACUCUUCACUCUUUCUUUUGUGCUUCCUGUUAGAGCUCAUCUUGUUUCUCACAGCUCUGCUUGGAAAAUAUUUUGUCUUGUGAGGAAGUGGGAGAGGAAAAAAUCUGCAGAGGCUGGUGUGUGUAUAUCUGCUGGCGGUGUCAUGAAGAGAAUUAAAACACAUCAGCAUCCUAAUCUGUCCGUUACACCAGGAAUCAUGCUCGGCAUUAUCCUGCAUUACCCUGGUCCUCACCCCUCUCCCUUUUAACAGAUGUGUUUGUUGACAGAGCCGUGAGAUCCAAGCAGGAGGCACGAGGUGUUGCUCCUCUGAGAUCAGCAGCACGCGUCUGUGUUUGAUCCCCUGACUUCAAGGGCUCUGCGCCGGCUGGUUGUCAUAAAAAGCCGGCAUGACUUGUAGCUGUCUCCGUGUUUCAGCUGAUCAGAUUCUUGCAGGACAGAUAAGACGUGCGUGUUCUGACUGCAGAAGGAUGCUGGAUGUCAGCCUGCUCAGACAUGUUACAGUAGAUUGUUUGGGUCACCAGUGGAGGAGUGUUAUCGUCACAGCCCUUCAUUUGGUUCGUUUUUCCCCUCUUCUUGCUCAUCCUCCUCUUCUGUAAAUCUGUCCAUGGUUCAUGAGCAACAGAAGAACCAAGAGGAAACUUUUGCUUCCUUCCUCACCUGAACUGUUAUUGUAAAAAUGUGUUGGAUAUGAACGAGGAACUUGUGUAUUUACAGAUAUUAGAGUUUUGUUUGGUUUCCACGGUCUCAGCGUGUCUGCAACCAUCUGUGAUUUCCUCACAGCCACCCAGCUUUUCUGCAGCCUAAGGAAAAAUCGGACCUUCUCCUUUGCCUCCUGGACAGUGACCCAGAAGGGCGGUUUCCACUGGUCUGAACCACAGAGAGAAGAGCACCCCCUCACAGAAGAACCAUAAUUACACAGCUUUGUGUGCUUAUUCUCAGCUGUGACUCAGUGAGACAUGUGGCCUGUGUUUGUGUGAAUGCUGCGUGCAUGGCAGAAGCUUUGUGCUCGUGUGUAAACUACGUGCACAUUGUGUUUGUAAGUGAAAGCUGACUGGAUAAACAAUUAGAGUCACGGAUGAAGUGAGGUGGGAUACAUUUAUGUAAUUCUUCUAAAUGGGACUGCUCUAGCCUAAGCUAUGACCCAUAGACAGACCUCAGUUGUGGGGCGGAAUCCAUAGCUGUCUUUCAAAAUGUCUCCACACGCAGUUGGACAGCGCUAGGACCAAUCAGAGCAAAGAACAAUGUGACGUAUUCACAGGGAGCCUAAAGGUUGGUUUGUGCUUGACGCGUCCGCGAGUUUUGCACGGCUCCGCGUGGCAAAAUUGCAUCAUUUUAACAACCACGCCCCUCCUCCGCACCCCCGCACGGCCCAAACUUUCCACACCGCUCACCUAGGAAAUUUUCUAACCACGUGGACGGUCGAACAUGGAAAAUCAUGGCGGGCUGGCAAGAACUAGUAUGGCAGAGUUUGUAAAUACAGACAUUUGUAUGAUUCAGCUCUCAAAGAUCACCGUGAUCAACAUGUUGUUAAUAAUUCUUGGAGAGAAAUAGCUCGCACUGUCGAAAAAGACGAGGACGCUGUAAAAAAAUGCUGGAAAAACAUGAGGGGCCGAUGUGUGAAGGCAAGGAAGGGGAACAAACGGAAAAACGGUGAUCCUGGUGGAAACAAGAACACUCCACCAAUUCUAAAAGAGCUGAGUUGGCUCUCAACUUUCAUUAACAACUGUUAUAGACAACAGUAAUUUAUUAAGUACAUUAAGUACACAUUAAGUAAAUGUGUCGAGCAUAAACCAAGCUUGAGUCUCCUAACUUUCCGGUCGGCUCCUGGGUCCCCAGAAGAAUGAAAAAUCGAAUGCAAGUCAAUGAGGCUACAAGAGCUGUUUUCUAAUCCUGUUUGCUAUGUGCCAUGAAUUUCACAUAUGAUGUCUGUGAAUUUUAAAGACACAUUUUGGUGCCAAGAAAGGGCUCAUUUUUGAAUGAGAGCAAAUUUUAUUUCAGGUUUUUUUGUGAAAAAACAUCCAGGACUACAAUGCGCAUCAACAAAGUGACGCAGUCAAACCAGACUUGUUCAUGGGCUUUUAUAUGCAAACAAUGUUUGACCACUAGGCCGUUCAAUGCCAAGACUUAACAUUAAAAUGCUGCAGUUCAUUUCAAAGCUAACUGUGUUGCUUUUACACGUAGGAACUGCUGAAUAAUGAACUCAGUGGCCUUAGUGCGUUUACAUGCAGCCAGUAACCCUUUUAAAACCCGAAUAUUCACAAUAACCCGGUUCCGCAGGUCCAUGUAAACACCGCCAAAAACCCGGAUAUGCUCAUAACCGGGUUUUUAAAAACCCGGUUACUACACCUGGGGUAACCCUUUUCUAACCCGAAUGUUUGGUCGUGUAAACGCAUGUCGGGAUAUCCCCAUCAAAGCGUGUGUUCUGCGCAUGCUCUGUUCGCAACGAAUCUUGGUCUUUUGAGUAGCGAGACGUCUUGUAUGCGCCAGAACACCGGAAGUAAACAACAAGUUGGGAGCAACGUGGCGAGUCGCGGCACAGCACCACACUUUGAGUGACGAGGAAACUAAAGCGCAAACAAACGCGGUCGCUAUCUCUUCCGAACUGGGAAACAUGUCGUUGUUUUCACGGAUACCGGAACAAGAAGAACCGGAAAUUACGCAUAUUGCGUCUGGACGUAGUCCAUACGUCCUGACGCUACCCCAACGCCCGCAUUUAAAUCGGGUUAUGCAAGUUAGAGGUAACUCUUUCUAUUUAUGCUUGUAAACGGGUUAUUCUGAUCAACUCAGAAACCCGAAUACCGACCUUAACCCGAUCAUAACCCGGAUUUUGGCUGCAUGUAAACGCAGUUAGGAAGCAAUGUCAGCAUCAAAGCACUUUUUGUUAUUUUGAGUGUGAAAUAAAAAAUAAUCUAAGCUACUUUGCUAACAAUGUCCCCAACUAUUAGAGGUGCUGAAAAAAAUCAAUUCAAGUCUGAAUCGAGAUUCUUAUUUAUAAAGUUUCAGAAUCGAUUCCAAGAACUCAAAUAUUUGGCAUGUUACAGGUUUGAGAUGCACUUUUUUGAUCUUUGUUAGUAGAGUCAGUACUCCGAUUACCUUUGUGGUCCCAUAAAUUGAGAUGAUUCAUGUUUGAAUCUGCUGAUAAGAGGGCACUUGAAUGUCAUUUUUUCCAUACUCAGAAAUUUGAGAUAUUCUCAUGUUUAUUUUCUAAGUUGAUAAACAAGUACUCAGGAUUACUCAUGUAACUUGUUUCUACACAUACUUGAAAAGUAUUUGACUGUAUUACUUUCUAAGCUACAGUUAGGUAACUACAGAUUUGUUAUAUUUUACAAGGUAAGCAAAAAUAAAUGUUGCCUUUUUACCAGUUGGUAUGCCAGUUUUAGAAUCGCUUUAUUUUACAUUGUAAAUUUGCAUUUUUGGAGCACGACCAGUUUAAAGUCAAAUAAAAAUGUCCCAUAGCUUUAACUAACUUGUACAACAAAGUAGUUCAUCCUGGAGCUGACACUCUUUGUUAAUACUGAUUGUGAAUCGAUUUAAAUUGAGAAUCGAUUCUGAAUCGAAUCAAAUCGUGAGUUGCCCUAAGAUUCACAUCCCUACCAACUACUCUCCAACACGUCUCAGUCAUUUCACAGCUUUGUUUUCACUCAGAGGAAUGCGCAGCCUCAACAUGAACCCGCAUUGCAAGACGACUCACAGUGGGAAAAAACGUAGCAUUUAUGCAAGCCCUGCUCUGAAACGUCAGCUGCAUUACCCAAAAAGUUUAUAGUGUGUGUUCGCAUCAUUAGUUUAAAUACAUGUUUCUUGGAAAAAAUGCCACACACUCGAUUUUCUUGGAUGUAAAAUGAGAAAAAGAAUCAGUAAACAAAACCCUGUUAGAGAAAAUUAUAAAUCAGAUACCGACCCGCAGCCAAGAGCACCCUACCUGUUCCUGCUGGAUUAGGACGACUCUGUUGGGAAAAUUAUCCUCAUGGAUCUGUGUGUGUGUGUGUGAGUGUGUGUGUGUGUGCGCGCACACGCGUGCAUGUGUGUGUGUGUGCAAGAUAGACAAAAAUAACAGAAACACACAAAUAGGAAACAUCUUGUUUCAUUCGAAUUUCCGAAAUUUCACAACUUUUUCAACCAAACCUGUAAAGUUUGGUGUCUGUUGUGUCAUCCACCGUUUUGUAAAGUAAAGUAGCUGCAGGCUGUGAUUUUAUCCACGUUUUAUUUUUUUUAAUUUUUUUUUUACGUCUUUAAAAACACAAACUCCAUAGUUGGGAAGUUGACUGUUCCCACUUUGUAGUUGUUGUUUUGAGUCCUCAGAGCCCAGAUUUUCCUUUUGCCACCCUUUCACCUCAUCGUGGCGCAGAAACUAUGCAGCCCAUUGUGUUUUUUUAAACCUUGUGUAGGUUACGGCCUAUACGGAUAUGACGGCCGUCUUCGGUCAAGUCGGCACUUGUCCCGCCGUGCAGCAGGUGAAACCUGUUGAGCCUCUCUGUGAUUAGCCGUCUGCAGCAACAUGGUCACCUGUGUGCUGCUUUCGCCCGUAUCCUGGACUCCUGGCUAUUUGGUGAGAACCGCGCAGCGUGUGCGACCACAUCUGGAGGGAGAGGUCCGUUUUUCUGACAGAUUUAGUGCUGAGGUGUAGGUGUCACCGUGCUGUAUGGGUGUAUUAUUGUAACACCAGGACUCAGAGUUUAUAGUCGAUAAAAGAGGUCAUCUUGACAUCCAGCUGUUUUAUUUUCAUCAAGACUUGUUUCUAUCCUCUAUCCAAGUCCGCUAACGAUCAUCCUCCCUCCUCUAUGUUUUCCACUCUUAACCAUGAGAAGAUAAAUGCAGUGGCAAAAGUUUUCUUUCUCUUUGUGCUGGAAAUUGGCCCCUUUCUCUUUUUUUUGUCUGCUGAGUGGAAGGGAGGAGGAGGAGGAGGCAGGGCCGGAUUUUGGUGAAGUUCAGUGCCGAGACCACAGCUUUGCCACUUUGUUUGUGCAGCCUCACUAACACACACGUGCAGGAGAUCUUUUUCUUCUUCUUCUUCUUUUCAUCCUGCAACAGACGGAUUCAUCCAGACAUCAAACCAACCGGAUGUGUCUUCAUUCUAAAUGUUUGCUCGCAAUGGUGACUCUUUGGAUUGGAUGGGGUGUUUCUGUCUGCAGAUGACAUUCGAACCAACGAACAAGUUCAAUAGAAAAAGCAAAGUAGAAAGGUGAGAGAGUUAAGGAUGGAGCUGAUGCUGGCUGUGAUAAGGACCCGUGAGUUCUGGAUCAGCGUGAAGAUGAAGUGAUUUGGAGGUAAAGAGACAGCAGGAGAAGAGAGGGAUAGAGAGACAGGACAGUGGGAGGGAGGAUAGAUGUGAAAUCCAGCCCUCUGCGGUAGCGGUGUGUGUGUUUUGGGGGUGGACAGAGUGUGUGCAGAACAUCACUGGAUGCAGAGAGGGAGGGACAUGGCCACUUGUUCUGUGUGUGUGUGUGUCUGUAGUGAAACCAGACCUACCUCUGAUCCCUGCGCCACACACACACACACACACGCACACACACACACUCCAUCUGCUGCCAGAAGCCCACCUUCUGCAUCCUCGGGCCGAACCUCAUCUGCUGGUGGUGCAGAGUGAAUUCAUGGAGAUCAGAGUGAAAGGCUGCGGUGUGGAAAAUGUGGGAUUGAACUUUCCAAAGCCACGGAUCAGAUCCAGGAAGCAAAAAGUUCAGACUUUUGAGUGAAUAAGUGGAGGAAACUUUUGGUCGUUUUGUGUUUCUUCUCAUGGACUUUGUCCUGGACUGUGAGUGGAGUGUGAGCAGCCCGUGGAGGUGGUGAGUGAUGCGGGUCUGACUGAACUCAGCACUCCGAUGCCUGCCGCUAUGCUCCCCUGCGCUGCACCAGCCGGGUCCGACUGGAGCUUCCAGAACGCAGUGGGGGUGGACUGCAGCUCCCCCGAGCCUCGCUGCAUUUGGCUGGCCGUCCUUCAUGGAACCACGGGUCCAAAUCUGCUCUCUGCACCCCCCCUGCACAGCCAGCGCUCUCACCAGCUACGGCCUAAGGGACGGAGGGAUGGUCAAUCCUCAGCUGGUGACAACCCUAGGCCACCGUUGGCGACCCGGCCGGGAAGAGAGGGGGUCGGCAUGGGCUGGAAGGGUCCCCGGACACUGGUUCUCCAUAAGAACUCCCAGGGUUUUGGGUUCACACUACGCCACUUCAUCGUUUACCCUCCAGAGUCGGCGCUGCACACCAACCUGAAGGAUGAGGAGAAUGGUAACGAAAAAGAGUUCCAGAGGGGUCGACUGGAGCCGAUGGACACCAUAUUUGUGAAAAAUGUGAGAGAAAAAGGCCCGGCUCACCAGGCGGGCUUGUGCACAGGGGAUCGACUGGUGAAGGUCAACGGAGAGAGCAUUCUAGGAAAGACGUACUCACAGGUGAUCGCUCUCAUUCAGAACAGUGAAGGCGUGCUGGAGCUUUCCAUUAUGCCAAAAGAUGAAGAUGUGCUUCAGCUGGCGUACUCCCAGGAUGCUUACCUGACGGGGAACGAGCCUUACAUCGGGGGAGCUGAGAAUCUCCCCCCACCACCUCCUCUGUGUUACCCCCCCACCAAGAGUCCUGGAACCCCUCUGUCUGCUCACAUGGUCCAGAACCAGCUGGAUAACUGGAGUUGCUGGCCAGGCUCUUCCAGCCCUUCAUCACCUUUGGACAACCGCUCUGCUGUAGGCAGCCCAGCCAGCUGGCAGGAGGGGCGAGCAGGUGAGCCAGGAGGUGUGGGUCACAGUAGUCCAGCUCAUCGCACCGAGGAGAUCCAGUACGGUAUGACCAGCCAGCAGCCUCAGGGUCAGACCAGGAGACGCUCCUAUUCUUCUUCCUCCUCAUCAGGAGGUCCUCUGUCCAGCCCGCUACAAGUCCACUACCCCAACCACCACGGUGCCGUCUCCUCUCAGGCUCUGUCGCGCAAGUCCAGCUCAGCCUGGACCAGCCCCCCUAUGCCUCAGGUCCGCCAGAGCCGCAAUGAGCGCUGUCAGCAGGCUCUGUCUGACUGGUACCACAGCCAGCAACCUGAGCACUCGGGACGCAGCAUGCAAACCCGCCAUCGCAGCUACUCUCAAGAUCGCCUCAGUGACUACCGGAGGCAGCAGCGGACUGGUGGCUGGCCUCACAGUGCCUCCCAGGACACCCUCUUUUUACUGCAGCAGUCAGGAUCAGGUGCUCAUGGUGAGCCCCGCUGGCCCAGUGGAGACUGGGAGGCUGGGCCUGGUCGGGGUCAUCCUGCCUCCAACUACACUAAAACGCGCUCCGAAAACCUACUGGCCCAAUAUGACCGCCACGGCCGCUCGUUAGAGAUGCUGGAUCGAGCUUCAGCAGGACUGGUCUCGGCCCGCUCUGAGAGGCAACCGUGGUCCCAGCAGGCCUCUCAGCCUUCUCACAGGACUGAUGCCUACCCGAGGCCGAGGUGCCACACCACGGCAGCACAAGCCUCUUCAGUGCCUCGACAUUCCCAGCCUGAACACCAAAUGCAGUCUCAGCAGGCCGCUCUUCGAAGCAGGAGGCUCCCCGCUGGGCAGAGCAUGGAUGAGCAGCAGGGCUACCGCAGCUACAGCCCCUCUUUCUACCGCAAGACAGGACGCAUCCUGCAAGCCCACUCCUUCAGGGACCCGUCUUACUCUGGGCCCCACUUGAACUGGAACCCAGUCCCUAAAAGCAACGCCCCAGUGGUAACAUCAGCACCUCUCACCGCUUCUACUGCAUCUCCUCUCAUCUCUGUCACUCCUGAAUCCCAAAACCGAGCAUACAGGCCGACAAACCACGAGAGGGAACGAGGGACAGUGGACGUACAAGGAGAGGGGACGCAAACCCAGGAGGUGGUCCUAAGGCAGAAAGCCACCAUCAGGGGAAGGAACACUAACAGAAAUCCUCCUUUUGCGCUACGUAUGGACCAGCUAGAACCCGGGUUGUUCUCUCCUGAUCCCAAAGACUCAACUGGUACCACUGGUUCUGCUGCAGACGUAGCCCCGCGCAAACCUAAUGGCAGCCUGGCCCCCCUCUCCUUAGAGGAUGACUCUCUGGCCUCCAUCCCAUUCAUAGACGAGCCGACCAGUCCUGGUGCUGAUUUGCGUGCCCGCCACGUGCCGGCGUCCUCCGUUGUGUCCAGCGGCAUGAGUCCAGCACCCGCCGCGGGCACCAGCCCCGCCUCCCCCACCUUCACCUUCCCCCUCACUAGGCUCUUCUCACAUGACUGCAGAAGUAUUAAAUCGACUCGCCGUUCCUCCUAUCUUCUAGCCAUCACCGCCGAGCGAUCCAAGUCAUGUGAUGAAGGCCUCAACACGUUCAGAGAAGGGCGAGAGUCAAGGCAAACAAAAAGGGGGAAGACGUUCUUGAGAGACGGGUCUCUGGACAACAUUGGGACGGAGGAGGUUCGAUCCAAACGACACUCCACCUCCGAGCUGGGAAACAUCACUUACAGCGACGUACGGAAAGAAGGAUGGCUUCACUUCAAACAGAUCCUCACGGAGAAGGGCAAGAAAGUAGGCAGUGGCAUGUGGCCGUGGAAACGGGUCUACUCGGUUCUUCGCACCCAUUCGUUGUUCCUUUACAAGGACAAGAGGGAAGCUGUGCUCGGCGGGGCCAAGAUCGGAGGCACAACAGAGGACGAGCAACAGAUCAGCAUCCAGAGCUGCCUGGUGGACAUCGCUUACAGCGAGACCAAGAAAAAGCACACGCUGCGACUGACCACACAGGACUUCUGUGAGUACCUGCUGCAGGCAGAGGACAGAGACGACAUGCUGGAGUGGAUCAAGUUCAUCAGGGAUGGCAGCAAGACUGACAGCGAGGAACUGUUCUCCAGACAGGCCCUCAUCAAUAAGAAGCUCAAUGACUACAGAAAACAAAGUCCGACAUCAAGCAAACCGGAUUCGUCUCCCAGAAUGCAUCGGAUGAUAUCUCCAUUCCUGCUCAAGACAGAAAAUGCAUCCGGAGCACCGCGCUCCCCAAAACCAGAGGUCAAAGAUGAGAACAACCCUCCGAAGUCUCCGUGGGGAAUUAACAUCAUGAAGAAGACAAAGAAGGCCGGGCCCAAAGCUUUUGGUGUGAGGUUAGAGGAAUGUCAUCCGGGAGUAAACAACAAGUUCAUCCCAGUGAUUGUUGAGUUCUGCUGCGGUUUGGUGGAGGAGAUGGGUCUGGAAUACACCGGAAUCUACCGGGUUCCCGGGAAUAACGCCAUGGUGUUGCAGCUUCAGGAGCAGCUCAACAAGGGAGUCGACAUCAACCCUGCUGAGGAGAGGUGGCAAGACCUGAAUGUCGUCAGUAGUUUACUCAAAUCCUUCUUCAGGAAGCUUCCAGAACCUCUUUUCACCAAUGACAAAUAUAACGAUUUCAUAGACGCCAAUCGGAUGGAAAAUCCAUCGGAGAGACUGAAAACCAUGAAGAAACUGAUCCGAGACCUUCCUGAUCAUUACUUCCACACUCUAAAGUUCCUGAUUAGUCACCUGAAGACUGUGGCAGACCACUCGGAUAAAAACAAGAUGGAGCCUCGUAACUUAGCUCUGGUGUUUGGACCAACCCUGGUUCGGACGUCUGAGGACAACAUGAAAGACAUGGUCACGCACAUGCCUGACCGCUACAAGAUCAUAGAGACGCUCAUCCAACACUGCACCUGGUUUUUCACCGAGGAGCUCGAUAAGGAUGAAAAGACUCCGGUGGACACCGAGGACGUGCAGCCCGCCCCAAACAUCGACCACCUGCUGUCCAACAUCGGCAGGACAGCUUUGCUUGGGGAGGCUUCAGACUCAACCAACAGUGAUCCAGGUAAACCAAAGUGGAUUUGGGGAUCAAAGAAGGACCGUGGGUCAAAAGACUUCCUGGCUCUGUCCAUCGUGACCGCCGUUACGGGCCGUAAACGCCACAAGGACCGCCGUGUGGGCAGCAGCACCGAUGACGACUCUGAGCAAGAGCCGUUCAAGGUGGAGGAUUUGCCAGUGGGAGGCCCUGCUCCUCAUGCAAAAGAAGAGGAGGAUGAUGAGGAUGAAGAGGAGGAGGAGGAAGAGGAGGAGGAAGUUGUAGGAAAUGGAGAAAAGGAGGAAGUAGAGGAGCAGGUGGUACCAGUUCUUCCGUGCUGUAAAGAGGAAGAAGAGGCUGGAGGACAGCAGACAGCCAUGUUGUUAUCAAAGGAGGGCGUUCAGGCGGAGGUGAAGGAGCAGCCGUGGAGAGCCCCAGAGGAUGCUCGCUCUAUCGUAUCUGGUUACUCCACCCUCUCCACUUUAGGGCGGAGUCUGGGGUCGGAGGGCAGGGGUGACGAUGCUGACGAUGAGCAGAGCGAGCUGGUGAGUGAGACGGACAACGAGAGCGGCUUCGCCUCCCGCUCCCUCACCCAGGAGAGACCCAGUAAACAAACGCCACCGAACCCGGCGGCGCCGCGCAGCUUCCUCUACUCUCACUGCAAACCCCCCGUCCUCUCACACACACCCCUCCUCUCCCAACCCACCUCCAUCACGCACACCCCCGACUCCACAGAGAGGAGUGAAGGAGGAGGAGCGCGUUCCACUACUCCAUCCUCCUCCUUUUCCUCCUCCUCCACUGCCCACAGACUCCACACACGGCCAUCCUUUAACUCCCACAAGCUGAUCCAGUGCGACACGUUGGCCAGGAAGAAGCUGAAGUCAGAAAAGUCCAAGGCUCGGUCCCAGGAACGCCUAGAAUCUCAGGGUGAAGGAAGCGGCUCCGGGUCAGAAGGUACAGCUCGAGCGAGGAGGAACAGCUCCAGAACCAACCCCUCAUCGGCGAGCAGCCAGGAGAGCUUGCUGUCCCGGUCCAAACCUGCCCUUCCACCCAGUGAGGUCGUCUCCUUCACCCCGACUGGACCCAGUGGGAGGUCUCUGGCUGAGCACGUACGGGCCCGGCUGCUGGGUUCGGCCGACGAUCUGCGCAGCGUGGGGAUGAGGAAACAACCGUCGCCUGAAACCCGCAGGAAGAAACGAGCAUGGCGUCGACACACCGUGGUGGCCUCCCCCUCUGAGUCAUCCGAGAAGAGACCUCCACUUAUCGUAAACGACUUCCCGCUGUCCCCCAUCAGUCAGAACCAGGUCAAAACACGCGGGCUGGCUCAGAGUGUCGAUGGUCUGCACCCAGGACCGGUUCCACGUCAACCACCCGCCUCUAGAUUCCACCAGUACCUGUGAGGCUUGGGGGGGGCUGACCCGGUUCCUGUCUGAGAUCGGGUCAAACACAGUCUGUUUGGUUCUGAUCAGCUCCAUUUGCAUGACAGGUGGGACUUCAGUGUUGCCAAAGUUCUUUUUGUUUUGUUUUCUUUGAGUUCUUUCUUAAGAUAACACCGAACACGAUGGUUGGGAAUUCCAGGAAUUUCAAUUUAAAUAACAAACGAGAAUCCUUCCUGUGUCCUCCUCCUUCCUGCCUGAUCCACCGGGGAGAAACGACCAGAGCAGACCACAGACCGCUUCACUCCCACUCUUCAAAUAAACGGUGCUUUCCAUCAAAUCCAUCAGAUUUAAAACCCGUGACACCACAGGGAGCUCCGCUUUUAACCAGUCUUCCUAACCAGUAGCUGACCACACUGUAAAGCUCUAAUUUCAUCCUCUCACCAGGUGUGUCAUUCACUCACAAACACACGAAACGCGCUCGUCUCUAUUUGUUAAUAGUUCUUGUGUGUUGGCGCUAAAGCACGUCUGAGCAGGUGUUUGUGUUUUGUAACAUUUGUACAAAGCCUUGUUAAGUUAACCUUGUAAAUAGAAAUAUGUUUCUUUUUAUUUUUCUCAGUCGUUUUUUUAACGGUUUACAAAAUUUGCACUUAAGUGCAGUCUUUACUUUCAAGAUGUUACUUGAAAUGUUCCCCUUAAUAUAUUCUUUGUGUAAUGUGUUUAUAUUCUAUGUAUAAUUCUAUAUUUUGUAUUAAAGCAAAAGUACAUUAUUGUGAUGGGACCUCUUGGGCGUACCUGUUCAUAAAAACGCCUGCUCCUUGUUUCCUCGUAGAUGGCCUUUCUGGUUUUUACAGCACUGUGCAGAAAUAAUGUAGAGCACGACGUUCGGCGUGUAAAACUAUUCAGGAACCGCACACAGCAAGGUGUUAGGGGCUGGGCUCAAUUCCACCUGUAAGAGACCGCUAAAGCCUGAAAGUGUAAACGUGUGUUUUCAGCUGUCGGCGUGGUCAGAGGUCAUGAAUUUUCCAUAGUCGGGCCCUAAUAAAUCCUCCCUGACUGAAGGAAAGCGUGCAAAGGAGAGCUGAAGUAGAUUUUCAGUUAUUAGCAGGAGGUGUGACGCCUCAUCAGACCAAAUCCUAUUUGAAACACAAAAAUUUGUUCUAAUCUUACCUCAAGAUUCUUCUACAAGUGCCUGAUUUCUGGAAUGUGUUCUUGUUCUGCGGUGCCACACACCGCUCUUAUCUGUCCCCCCCCCUGUCGUCUCCGAGUCUCCCCUCCACCGUAGCUGAUGCUGAAGCGACUGACCCAAAGAUGUGUUCGUCAGCCGCACACAGUCGGAGGCCACUGAAGAGAGAAGGCACACUUGAAGCCAAGGACUCAUCUAUGCACUCGAUGCUGCUACCGGGAAAAAAAAAGGCGUGGAAAUCUCUCGGCUGCUUUUUUCUAACAAACUGAGGUCGUCUCUGUUUACCUGUAGCGAUCCGCUGUGUGUGAAUAUGGUACAACCUAACAAGCCCGACCCACGAAACCACACGAGGUCAACAUCCCGUUUCCUCAGAGUGAACAAACAGCUCACUGACAGGAAACCUCUUCGGCUCUAAAAUGUGAUUUUAUCUAAUGUGUUGUUGUAUUUUAACAAUCUUUUUUUUUUGUACAUACCAUCUUAAUUUGUAACAUAUUGUAAUGUGUACAUUUGGGAUUGAUUAAGAUGUAAAAACAAAAAAAAACAGACUGGACUUGAAGGCUGUUGUGUGGCCUGAAAUCAUUUCCCUCAUGACUGUUUGCUUUAAAGCAAAGUAAUAUGAUGUAAAUAAACAGAACUAUGUCUGAAACAGCA
This is a messenger RNA of Nothobranchius furzeri (turquoise killifish), 13215 nucleotides long. RefSeq names its product Rho GTPase activating protein 23a (gene arhgap23a). Gene Ontology annotation, molecular function: protein binding. NCBI's taxonomy places the organism in Eukaryota, Metazoa, Chordata, Actinopteri, Cyprinodontiformes, Nothobranchiidae. Gene Ontology annotation, biological process: signal transduction. The record is from RefSeq and is a predicted model, not a curated record.